This is a messenger RNA of Cooperia oncophora, 1188 nucleotides long. Lineage: Eukaryota; Metazoa; Nematoda; Chromadorea; Rhabditida; Trichostrongylidae. The record is from the annotation of a GenBank genome assembly.
AUGCCAUCAUACUCGGAACCGCCUACUCCCAUACAUGAGGUCGAUUACUUGUGUACACAAUUAGAGACGAGUUCAUGUGACGACAUUAACAACUUGAAACUUCUAGGGAAACGAGAAGAGAUCGAUAGGUUCCUGAAGGAUCAUGCUAAUGAGGAUCUCGGAAACUACAUCAGCGAACUAAGAUGUUUCGCGCGCUCGAAUGGAGGGCUCGUACUCGACGAGUACCGUGCCAAAAUAUGGCCAGUACUGGCCCGACGACUUGUACAGUCUGAUGAAGACGAAGAUAUUGAUUAUGAUUCAAUUUCAUCUGUUUCUGAUUCCAUUUCGGUGAAGUCAUCGUCGACUCAAGACACAACUCACGAAUCAGAAGAUGAAGAAGAACUGAGAUCACAUCCAGAGUGGAAUCAGGUUGCACUCGAUGUUCACAGGACGUUGGCAAGGUUCCCUCCUAACAUAUCGGACGAAAAACGAACAACUCUUCAGGAUCAGCUCAUUCCUUUGAUUGUUCGAGUUUUGCGCAGUAAUCCGCGAUUUCGGUAUUAUCAAGGCUUCCACGAUGUUUGCUUAACGGUUAUAUUGGUAUGUGGAAAGGAUGUCGCCUAUGAAGUAUGCAAGAACCUUGCUACUCACGGACCAUUUCGGAGUUAUUUGUUGAAGAGUUUAGAGAAGAGCGUACUAAAGGAGUUAGAACUACUGUAUGUGAUAUUGUCCAGAGCAGACCCACAAUUAGAACGAGUUCUGCGAGAAGUACAUUUGGGUACUAUGUUUGCUCUGAGCUGGCCACUUACAUGGUUCAGCCACUCGCUCAAUCAUUAUCAGCAGAUUGUACGGUUUUUCGAUGUGUUUCUCGCCUCUCCGCCAUUGACUCCUAUCUACGUGUGUGCUGCAGUGGUUUUGAAGAGGAAAUCAGCAAUACUAACAUCUGAACGGGAGAUGCCAAUUAUUCAUCAACUUCUUAUGAAUAUGCCAAACGAGAUCCACUUGGAUGCCAUUUUGUCGGAUUCAUUAUAUCUCGCUUCACUUAUGCCACCACUCGCUCUGAAAACAGAGUUCUCCCGGCUGCCCGAGCAAUCAAUCGAAGAUGGGACACCAGUCUCGAGAUACGCUAUCACGAUGGUUGCAGCAGUUGGAAUAGCAGGAGCCGCUUACUAUUUUAACCUAGGCAAUAGAUUUGCUUUUUCUCUAUGA